CAAACCUCCUUCUAACAACUCCAUUCUAGCAUUUACCCAGGAUGGAGGAAGAGGAGUUGGAAGUGGUGGAAGAACUGGAGGCUGUGUUACACCUGGCGCCUGAGGUGCAGCAAGCCAUAGAGCAGGUGUUCCCAAGCCAGGACCCGUUGGAUCGGGCAGAUUUCAAUGCCGUAGAAUAUAUUAACACUCUGUUUCCAACUGAACAGUCCUUAUCAAACAUUGAUGAUGUUGUGAACAAAAUUCGCCUGAAAAUAAGACGUCUGGAUGACAGUAUAAGAACUGUAGUACGAGGUCAAACAAACGUUGGCCAGGAUGGGAGACAGGCUUUGGAAGAGGCUCAGAAAGCUAUACAGCAACUGUUUGGCAAGAUCAAAGACAUCAAGGACAAAGCUGAAAAAUCGGAGCAAAUGGUGAAAGAAAUCACACGGGAUAUUAAGCAGUUGGAUCAUGCCAAGCGCCAUUUGACCACCUCAAUUACAACGUUGAACCAUCUACACAUGCUGGCUGGAGGAGUUGACUCACUGGAAGCUAUGACUAGAAAAAGGCAGUAUGGCGAGGUUGCCAACCUUCUCCAAGGAGUGGUAAAUGUGCUGGAGCAUUUUCAAAAGUACAUGGGCAUACCACAGAUUCGACAACUCUCAGAAAGGGUUAAAGCUGCACAGACUGAACUGGGGCAACAGAUACUAGCGGAUUUUGAGGAAGCAUUUCCAUCACAGGGCACUAAGAGAUCAGGGGGACCCAGUAACGUUCUACGUGAUGCCUGCUUGGUAGCCAAUGUUUUGGAUGUACGGAUUAAACAAGAGAUCAUCAAGAAAUUUAUCAGGCAGCAUCUGUCUGAAUACUCUGUCCUCUUCCAAGAAAAUCAAGAUGUCGCGUGGCUUGAUAAAAUUGAUAGACGCUACGCUUGGAUCAAACGUCAGCUGGUGGACUAUGAAGAAAAGUAUAGUCGCAUGUUCCCUGCAGACUGGUGCAUGACUGAACGCAUUGCUGUGGAGUUUUGUCAUAUAACCAGAAAUGACCUUUCAAAAAUCAUGAGAACGAGAGCUAAAGAGAUUGAGGUGAAGUUGCUGCUUUUUGCUAUCCAGAGAACCACUAAUUUUGAGGGACUUUUAGCAAAGCGUUUCUCUGGCUGCACCUUGACAGACACCGUUGUGAAAAAGCCUGAAGUGCAGCCUCCUGUUUCUACUAACCCCUUUCUAGAUGAUGAUAACAUAGCAGAGGAAUCUGCUCUGGAGAGAGAUGGCGACCUGGACAAACCAAAGAAGCCUAAAGCACCAGAAAAUCCAUUCCACGGCAUCAUUUCCAAAUGUUUCGAGCCCCACCUGUAUGUCUAUAUAGAGUCCCAAGACAAGAACCUAGGUGAAUUAAUUGAUCGAUUUGUCGGAGAUUUUAAGGCUCAGGGUCCACCAAAAUCGACUUCUGAAGAUGCAGGGGCUGUUCUCCCGAGCUGUGCUGACCUGUUUGUCUACUAUAAAAAGUGCAUGGUGCAGUGCUCCCAGCUAAGCACUGGGGAGCCAAUGAUUGCUCUCACCACUAUAUUCCAGAAGUACCUGCGAGAAUACGCAUGGAAGAUCCUGUCGGGUAACCUGCCCAAAACCAGCAGCAUGAGUACUGGACUCACGAUCAGUAGUCUUCUCAAGGAAAAAGAAGGCUCUGAAGUCUCCAAGUUCACCACAGAAGAACUUUGCUUAAUCUGCAGUAUUCUGAGUACAGCGGAGUACUGUCUGGCUACCACACAACAGCUUGAAGAGAAGCUGAAAGAAAAAGUAGAUGUGACACUCACAGAAAGGAUAAAUCUAACCGGAGAGAUGGAUACUUUCAGCACAGUAAUAUCGAACAGCAUUCAGCUUCUUGUACAAGAUCUAGACUCCGCUUGUGAUCCAGCGCUGACUGCUAUGAGCAAGAUGCAGUGGCAGAAUGUGGAACAUGUUGGUGAUCAAAGUCCCUAUGUUACUUCAAUUAUUCUACAUGUGAAGCAGAAUGUCCCUAUUAUUCGAGAUAACUUGGCGUCUACCCGAAAGUAUUUCACUCAGUUCUGCAUAAAGUUUGCAAACUCCUUCAUUCCAAAGUUUAUCAACCACCUUUUUAAAUGCAAGCCUAUUAGUAUGGUUGGAGCUGAACAGCUUCUUCUUGAUACUCACUCUCUGAAAACCGUCCUCCUCGACCUACCAUCCAUCGGAUCUCAAGUAGUACGGAAAGCUCCAGCAAGUUAUACAAAAAUUGUGGUGAAAGGCAUGACUCGGGCCGAGAUGAUCCUGAAGGUGGUGAUGGCUCCUCAUGAGAACUCUGUUGUUUUUGUGGAUAAUUACAUUAAACUGCUUGCUGAUUGCAACACUGAGACUUUUCAGAAGAUAUUGGAGAUGAAGGGACUGAAGAGGAGUGAGCAGAGCAGCAUGCUUGACCUGUUUCGACAGAGGCUUCCAAAUCCUCCAUCCGGCGCUGAAAACAGCUCUGUGACUCUGCAAACUCCGACCCCCGAGCAGGAGUCCUCAAGGAUACGAAAACUGGAAAAACUCAUCAAGAAACGACUGUAAAGCUGCUAGGGAGAUUUCUGGACUUAACAGUGGCAUGUUAGCGGUGUUAACAAGCAGAUCCAGUCUAGCACUUGAACAGCCACCCUAUUAUACGGUCACAUCCCCUUUAAUGAAUAAUGUUAUAUGUCAGCUGCGCAGGGUUGAGACAGCGAGAACACACGGACUGAAUGCUAGGAGUUUUUCUGUCUAGACAGAACAUAUCUAGAUGAGCCAGUCCUUCAAGCAUGUUAAAACGCAUUUAGGGAGUAUGUGGUCACACCGAGUUAUUCCCCCUGAUUUUUCUAUUUGGCUUUGCCUGGGGCUUGUGUGGCAGAACAUAUCAUUGAGUCCAGUCUAUUUAAGGAGGCACUUCUGUUCCUGCUGCGUUAACCACUGAAACACAUAACAGACAUAACAGGCUCUCUUGAGAAGUGUAGGAAUGACUGUUAAAGUGAUACUGCUCUGUUUCCUAUUCCCAGAGAUUGCCAAAUAGGUUUCCACAGCCACUGAUAAUUCUACCAAGUAAAUAUAGGAUGUAAAAGUGCUGCAUAUAGAUGGUAUGUCAGCAGAUUUGUACCAAUGAAAUUGGAUUACCUGUUCCAUGUCCACUUGGCAGCUGAAGACAUCUGUGUCGGUCCCAUGUUCAUAUGUGUUCACAUCGCUGAGAAAAAUGAUGUUCUAAU
Messenger RNA from Bufo bufo (common toad), 3196 nucleotides. It is a transcript of the gene VPS53, whose product is annotated as VPS53 subunit of GARP complex. The transcript has 22 exons. The coding region runs from base 42 to 2534 and encodes 830 amino acids. Gene Ontology annotation, biological process: retrograde transport, endosome to Golgi. Gene Ontology annotation, cellular component: GARP complex. Lineage: Eukaryota; Metazoa; Chordata; Amphibia; Anura; Bufonidae. The record is from RefSeq and is a predicted model, not a curated record.